AUCUCACCAUCUUCCACAAUGACAACCGCAGCAUCCCUCCCAACACCUGCCCACCAACUCUCCACCACGUCAACACCCUCCACCACCACCCCAUCAAACGACAGAAAUUUCCAAGGCCUCCCCAUCCCACGCGGCCCCGUAACAGCCUCGCUCUCCUUCUACGCACCCCCAGAAGAUGGCUCCCGCCCACACAACUACGUCGAACCGCCAACCGACGGCCGCCCCCAGCGCAACUUCGGCUCAGCCUGGCACUCAGUAACACUCUCGGACCUGCGAGGCCAAGAAACAAACUUCAACCUCGACGACAACGCCUUCGACACGCUCUCCAACAUCCCCUCCGCCGAACACGAUUUCACAUCCGAGUCCCGCAUCAAAGAAGUGUACUACCCCGAAGUCGAAGCGCUGCUGCUCGACAGAAUCCCAGGCGCGAAACGCGUGUUGCUGUUCGACCAUACGAUCCGUCGCUCGAACCCCGAUGCGCCGCGCGCGCCCGUGACGCGCGUGCACAUCGACCAAACCCCGUCGUCGGCAGCAGCGCGUGUACGGCACCACCUACCUCUUGAAGCAGACACGCUCCUUCAAGGCCGGUACCGCAUAAUCAACGUAUGGCGGCCUUUGAACCGCGGACCUGUAAUGGGACACCCGCUAGCGGUCGCGGACAGUGCGACGGUGCGGGACGAGGAUCUCGUGGGCGUGGAACAUAGGUAUCCUGAUCGCGUUGGGGAGACUGCGGCGGUGCAGUUCGACGAGGGGCAGCGGUGGUAUUAUUGGAGUGGGAUGACGGGGGAUGAGCGGUUGUUGUUGAAGUGCUUUGAUAGCGACGAGGGGGUUGGUGGUAGGGGACGGGUGCCGCAUACUGCUUUUGUGGAUCCGAGGACACCGGAGGGCGCGGUGGGGAGGGAGAGUAUUGAGGUUAGGGCUUUGGUGUUUGGGUAG
Molecule: messenger RNA, 936 nt
Organism: Periconia digitata
Lineage: Eukaryota; Fungi; Ascomycota; Dothideomycetes; Pleosporales; Periconiaceae
Source: the annotation of a GenBank genome assembly